AUGGACAAAUAUGCCUUGCUGCAGAGGGCUAAACUGCGUCUGGAUUUUAUCCACGCAAACUCUACAACUCACAGUUUCCUCUUUGGAGCUCUGGCCGAAUUGCUGGACAACGCAAGAGAUGCCGGGGCUGUAAGACUUGACGUGUUUUCAGUGGAUAAUGAAACACUACAGGGAGGAUUCAUGUUGUGUUUGCUGGAUGAUGGAUGUGGCAUGAGCCCUGAUGAAGCUUCAGACAUCAUUUACUUCGGAACAUCCAAGAAACGCUUGUCAACCUUGAAGUUCAUCGGGCAAUAUGGCAAUGGGCUUAAGAGCGGGUCCAUGAGAAUUGGCAAAGACUUUAUUCUUUUCACAAAGAAGGAAGAGACCAUGACCUGUCUGUUCUUUUCUCAGACUUUCUGUGAAAAAGAAGGUCUCACGGAGGUUGUAGUUCCAAUACCUUCGUGGCUAACGAGAACAAGAGAGAGCGUCACAGAUGACCCCCAGAAGUUCUUCACAGAAGUGUCCAUCAUUUAUAAAUACUCCCCAUUCAAAACCGAAGCUGAAUUGAUGCAGCAGUUUGAUAUGAUCUACGGGAGAUGUGGAACUUUGCUGGUUAUUUAUAACUUGAAGCUACUGCUUAGUGGCAAGCCAGAGUUGGAUGUUAAAACUGACAAAGAAGAUAUACUGAUGGCCGAGGCUCUGGAGGAAUUUCCAGAGAGACGGUCAUUCAGAGCCUACACAGCUGUUCUAUAUUUUGACCCUCGGAUGAGAAUAUUUAUUCAAGCCAAAAGAGUUCAAACAAAGCACCUAUGCUAUUCCCUCUACAAACCCAGGAAGUACCAAUAUACUACAUAUUCUUUCAAAGGGAAGUUGAAAACUGAAGUUAAAAAGGCCGAAGAGGCAGUGAAGAUGGCUGAACUUGUGUUUAAGGAAGUGCAAGUCAAGGUGAAAGAACCUGACAGAACUUCUUUGUCUUCUGCAAAGGAUGUAUUACAGAAAGCUCUGGAAGACCUGGAGACAAAGCAUAAGAACCUUCGCCAGAAACAGCGGGCACUAAGGAAGGCAAAAACACUCUUCCUUAUCUUCGGAGUGCACGUAGAAGACCAAAGCCAAGCUGGAGUGUUCAUUUAUAGUAAUAACCGGUUGAUCAAAAUGUAUGAGAAGGUUGGACCCCAGCUGAAAAUGAAGUCCUUACUUGGUGCAGGUGUGAUUGGAAUUGUGAACGUACCCUUGGAGAUCAUGGAACCAUCCCAUAAUAAGCAAGAAUUCCUCAAUGUCCAAGAAUACAAUCAUCUACUAAAAGUCAUGGGACAGUACUUGGUCCAGUACUGUAAGGACACCGGGAUCAGUAAUAGAAAUCUAGCUCUUUUUUGGGAUGAAUUCAAAUACCAGUAUAGCAAAGACCCAGACAGAUCUUUAGAGUCUCUCCAAUGCCAAAGAAGACAAACCAUGGCUAUCCCAUUCAUCCUACAAUGCGAUCUUUGCCUUAAAUGGAGAGUCCUGCCUUCCUCUUCUAAUUACCAGGAAAAAGAAUUUCUGGACAUAUGGAUUUGUGCUAAUAAUCCCAACAACCUGGAAAACAGCUGCAGUCAGGCAGAGCACCUGCCUUCUAUCCCACUGGGCACCAUGAACAGAAGACCGCCAUCAAAAGAUGAGAAAGAGAAGCAACUUCAAGAGUCAGUGCAAAGAUAUCGGGACAGACUGGUGGCAGCACAGCCACAGAAAUCUCAACUUAUAGCAGUGAGUAGAAACCCUGAGUUCAAGUCCUCCUGCCUUUCAUCAGCACCCAAGGAAAAACCCAAACUCGGGAGAAUGAGGCCUAUAGUGGGUGACCCAACUCAGGGCACCCCUUCAUCUGUUGAGCUUUCGUUCAGCCAAAGAGGCCAAAAGAGAAGCACAGAGGAUGCUGACUCUGAUGUGGAGUUUGUCUGCAUGACGAAGACUCUGAAGAGGCCUAUAAGGAAGACAGCGGGACAGCAGCAGCCGAGCCAUGCACCAGCUCCGUUGGAAAACCUCAAGCUCGUGGAGGCAACACAGGUUUCUUCAUGGGAAAUAAAAAGGAGGCAGAAUGAAAAUCUUGUACAGGAAUGCAAGGUGUCCACUGAAGUUGAAACUGGCAGCAGAGAUCCAGCUGUAAUCCCGGUUGGGGAUAAAAGCAGCACCAAGGUCUUACCGAAACAAGAACGAGCUGAUGUGCCCCUCCCAAAGACAGACAAACAAGAGCUGUGGGAUGAUACUGCAGUAAUGAAAAGAAAGUCUUCAGCACUUAACUGGAAAAGCUUGCCUGAGGUGCAAAUGAAAGACUUAAAGCCACAUUCUGGACACAAAGUCAGCUCCGUGGAUAGCAGCUGCCAGCUGUCUUCUUCGCUGAUGCCUUCUCGAAGCUCACCUAUCCAGGAAACAGCAAGAAAACUGAUGUCUAAUUUAAGGGAGAUCCUUCUGUAUUUUGUUCCGGAGUUUCAAAUAUCAUCAGAAUUUGAGUGCACAUCUAUGGAAGAAUUCCUAAGUGCUGAGGUGGAGCGAUGCCCAGAGAGCAUAAACCAAAAGCUAAAAACAUGUUUCAAACAGAUCCAGAAUACCUACAUGAUUCAAUAUGAGAAAAGACUCAAGAGAAAAAUGCAGUCCAUUAUUUAUGAGACGAACAGAAGAAGGGUACUUAAUGAAGUUUUUCUGGGACAAUGUGAACUGAAGAGGAAGAGGACUGAGGAGAAACUCAGUGCCCUUCGUGCCAAGCUGGCAUUGCUGCUGCAGACACUUCAGUUGGGUGCUCCAGUGGGAGACCUCGAGCAGAUCGACACUCACCUAGAAGAUUUGCUUAAAGAAGAUCAUCUCCCGACCAGCGUAAAUCGAAGGACCCUAGAGUCAGGGAAAAUGAAAGAUACAGAACAGUGAAAGAAUGCCUCAAAAGUCAGAAAAGGUUUUUCUUCUUAAAAGUGCUAAUAAAAGAAAUUGGAGUCGGGCAUGCUGGCACAUGCCUUUAA
Molecule: messenger RNA, 2960 nt
Organism: Acomys russatus (golden spiny mouse)
Lineage: Eukaryota; Metazoa; Chordata; Mammalia; Rodentia; Muridae
Gene: Morc1
Product: MORC family CW-type zinc finger 1
Exons: 27
Coding region: 1-2871 (956 amino acids)
Cellular component (GO): nucleus
Molecular function (GO): zinc ion binding
Source: RefSeq, a predicted model, not a curated record